Messenger RNA from Larimichthys crocea (large yellow croaker), 3755 nucleotides. RefSeq names its product NADPH oxidase 4 (gene nox4). Gene Ontology annotation, cellular component: NADPH oxidase complex; plasma membrane. The record is from RefSeq and is a predicted model, not a curated record. NCBI's taxonomy places the organism in Eukaryota, Metazoa, Chordata, Actinopteri, Sciaenidae. The coding region runs from base 461 to 2140 and encodes 559 amino acids. The transcript is spliced from 18 exons. Gene Ontology annotation, molecular function: superoxide-generating NAD(P)H oxidase activity. Gene Ontology annotation, biological process: defense response; superoxide anion generation.
GAGGAGCGGUGCGGAGCGGUGGAGCAGUCCUUAUUGUUCUCCUGCAUGUUUUGUUGGUUCACUUUAUCCACUCCCAUGUUUUUUUUAUUUUUUUUUUACUACUCAAGUUGUCUGGGCUGCUCACUUAAACAUCCAGUCCUGUUGUGAGGUAAAGUGACAUGACAUGAGGAGACAGGCAGAGAUGGGUACGUGUUUCAGACGGAGCUUCUUCACCGUGGAGACUUGUGGGGGGAUGAAAAGUCAAAAUGCGCUCAGAGCAGACAGGAGCGGCGUAACGGAGGAGGACUGAGCAGACACCGGCCGGUCUGCGGACACUGUGUGCACACAGACACAGAGACAGACAGACAGACAGACAGACAGAGACAGAGCUGCGGGGAGGACGAGUCUUCACCUUUCAGCUCCAACACCGGGGCUUUGCGUAAAAAAAAGUUUGGGCAGCUGCCGAGCCAGUGAAGACAUCAUGGUUGUGUCGGUGCGGAGCUGGGUCGCCAACGAGGGAGGGAAGCACUUAAUCCUGAUGCUGUGGCUGGGAGUGAAUACCUGGCUGUUCAUCAAGACCUACCUGAUGUACUCCACUGGACAGCAGUAUCACUACCUCUACAAGAUGCUCGGGCUGGGGCUGUGCAUCAGCAGGGCGUCAGCGUCUGUACUGAACCUGAACUGCAGCUUGGUCUUGUUGCCCAUGUGUCGCUCCCUGCUCACCUUUGUCCGAGGAACCCACACGGUAUCGAGCAGAAAGACUCGCAGACUGUUGGACAAGAGCAAGACCUUUCAUGUGGCCUGUGGAGUUGCCAUCUGCAUCUUCUCUGUUGUGCAUGUGUCUGCCCACCUGGUGAAUGUCGUAAACUUCAGUGUAAGCUACUCAGACGACUUUCCCGCUCUCAAUUUGGCUCGCUACAGAGGAGAGGACCCCAAACUGAUCAUUUUGACCACAAUCCCAGGGGUCACAGGCGUCCUGUUGGUUCUCAUCCUCUUCCUGAUGUUCACAUCCUCCUCCCACUGCGUACGAGUGUCCAACUAUGAAAUCUUCUGGUACACGCACAACCUCUUCAUUAUCUUCUACAUCAUCCUGAUGGUGCACAUGGUCGGAGGAGCUUUGAAGUAUCAGACCAACAUAGAGACCCACCCUCCUGGCUGCCUCAGAGCCAAUCAGAGCGGCACAGAGCAGCAGGGUGAGGAGCUGGAGCAGGGUGAGGAUGAAGAGAGGAGAUGCAGAGAGGAGGCUCAUUUCCAACCACAUUACCCCCAGACAUGGCUUUGGGUGUCCGGUCCUCUCUGUCUUUACUGCGCUGAGCGUUUCUACCGCUACAUCCGGAGCUGUGACCCUGUUACCAUAGUGACAGUCAUCAGGCACCCGUGUAAUGUCAUCGAGUUGCGCAUGCUGAAGAAGAACUUCAAAGCUCGUCCUGGACAGUAUAUUGUUCUAAACUGUCCAGGUGUCUCUUCAUUUGAGAACCACCCCUUCACGCUAACAACGUGUCCCACACAGAACAAGGAAACCUUUGGCAUCCAUCUUCGAGUCGUGGGAGACUGGACUGACCGCUUCACGCAGCUGUUACUUCCUGAACCAAGGACAGACUUGGAGAUCCUUCCCAUGGUGCAACAGAGGAGAUACCCCAAGCUUUAUGUGGACGGUCCCUUUGGAAGUCCAUCAGAGGAAGUGUUUAACUAUGACGUCAGUGUUUGUGUUGCGGGUGGAAUAGGAGUCACGCCAUUUGCCUGCAUUCUGCAUGCUCUGCUUGACGGCUGGACGGGUUUCAGGUUGCAGAGGUUGUAUUUUGUGUGGGUCUGCAGGGAGCUCCAGUCCUUCUACUGGUUUGCUGAGCUGCUGUGUGCCGUGCAUCACAAGCUUUGGCAGGAAAACAGACCGGACUACUUUAACCUGAAACUGUACGUCAGCAACACAGACAGCCUGCAGAGCAUGUCUGAGGAGAAGUACCAACCACUCACCUCCAGGCUGCUAGUUGGUCGACCCAGGUGGAAGUUACUGUUUGAUGAGAUUGGGAAGACCAAUAAGCAUAAACGAGUCGGGGUUUUCUGCUGUGGACCAAAGGGGAUCUCCAGGACUCUCCACAGACUGUGUAACUCAACCCGGUCCUCUGGAACAACCUUUGAAUUCAACAAGGAGUCCUUCAGUUGAUCCAACUUUGGGUCAGAUGGAUUUUCAUACGUUUAGGGGCAAAUGGUCUGCAUUUAAAGUAAAUUUCGGAACAUCAUGGAAACGGACCAAAAGAACUUGAAUAUUCACAGGCCAUAUCACUUUUUCAUAUGCAUCCUUACCCAUGGUCACAAAAAGCCCAGCAGGAUAAGACUUUAACAUACAGGAGGCCUCCAACAGACCAGCCUGACCCCAAACUGAAGGCCCUAGGAGGUUCAGCUUCAGCAUCUGAUCCAGUGAAACACAGAGAAGAACUAAAGACAUCAUCUCACUGCUCGGAUCCUCCAAUCAUGCUGCUCUGUUCAGUCACUGUUGGACUUUUCCCUGACAAAUGCCUCUGUGGAGUGAAUUUGUUUUCUCAUUGUUGGAGGGUAAUGUGAGAAACGUAUUGUGCAAACACAACACAAGAUAAUGUUUCCGAAGGGGAAAUUCAUUUUCCAAUGCAACAGGACUGAAACAUCAUGCAGAGACCAGAGAAACAAAGAAACGGUUGAAUUAAAUAAUCAGAGAGGUGAAGCCACAUCAGCAAACCAAGUGGCAACCAAACUUCAUUUAAACUUUACUUGACACCAAACGGGUUCCCAUCCACUUCUACUGACCAAAAUGAUUAGGUUACAGAGAGCCCUGUCCCGACUCAGUACCACUUCAGGCUUUUGUUCCACUAGCUUUUUUAUCCAUAUAUAUAAUAAAUAUCUUUUUACUGUACAGGACAUUAAAAAUGUAGCACCUUGUCAUUUUAACUGUGAUAAAAAAAACAUUUGUUAGCAUUAAGAAAUACAGCAUGUAGGAUUGAAGUCACAAUCCCACUUGAGCCUAAGUGUUUUAUCUUGAUUCAAAUUACAUUUCUCUUACAGAAGUACAUCUAUCUAUUGAUCUUAGAUGGAUAGAAACCUGUAAAAGGGGACGGGACUUUAGCUUUCUAGCACUGGGCUUGUAUGUCCCACUCAUGGAAGCAGGAUUAGAGUCCCACCACUACUUUAAACACUUCCUGUAUUUGAGUUUGGAGACAGAACUAAGUAUCUGAUUGGUCUGUGAGACUGUCAGAGUCUUAGGUGAGUUGCUUUCAACAGAAGGAAGGAGUGAAACUAAAAUGGACACUUGAUUCAGUCUUUUAAUUUUGUUGUUUGACUAUCUCCCUAUUUUUUUUUAUAUCCAAAGCAAACCUACAUUACACCUCAAGCCAGUAUUUUGUAGUUAGCUGUUUUUUCAAUUUAUUUAUAUUGUUGAAAGUUUUUUCAUGUUUUGUGAAAGACUUCUGCAGGGCUUUGGCAAUUCAUUCAUUUUAAAUCAUCUCCAGAAAGUAAAGUUAUUGAUAAAAAAGAAUUAGCAUACAGGUGAAACUGCAAUUGAUAACAAUUGAUUUUUAAGUUUGACGCUACAUUUUUAGUAGUUUGUUAUGUUUGGGAGUCAGCUAUUAUUUGAAAAAUGACAAAACUCAACUUUCUGCAAAGAAUCAACAUUUCUGAUUUUGUGACUGAAACAAUCUUUUCUCUCAAAAUUGUAAUUAGCAAUUUAGCAUUUGAAAUUUAAAUAUAUUUAAAUGUUAAAACAAGACACAGUCUGAAAUAAAAGAGAUUUUCUAUUUAUUAUAGUGUGA